Capsella rubella is the source of this 849-nucleotide messenger RNA. RefSeq names its product F-box protein At4g00893. The transcript has a single exon. NCBI's taxonomy places the organism in Eukaryota, Viridiplantae, Streptophyta, Magnoliopsida, Brassicales, Brassicaceae. The record is from RefSeq and is a predicted model, not a curated record.
AUGUACAUACCUAAACGUGGUAACUUGUUUGAACUCUACGAUCCAUUGUAGCAGAAGUUGUACACACUGGAUCUACCCCAGCUAGCUAAAUCCACGGUGUGUUACUCAAGAGACAGAUGGUUACUAAUGCGCAAAAACAUUUCAAAAGAAAUGUUCUUCUUCAACCCGUUUACUCGUAAGCUCAUAAACUUACCAAAAUGUACAUUAUCCUAUGAUGCAUUCGCUUUCUCUUGCGCACCUACAUGAGGUACUUGCCUGUUGCUAGCGUUUAAGCAUGUUGGGUAUGGUAGGACGAGGACAAGCACUUGCCAUCUUCAAUCACCCGAAUGGGUUACUGAGGACUUACAAUUCCAUCUUCAAUUUGGCUGUGAUACACUUAAGCACAGCAAUGUUGUCUAUGCCAAACGUCGCUUCUAUUGCCUUGAUGGUAAAGGAUACUUGUAUUACUUUGAACCUUCUUCUCGAGUAUGGCGUUUUAGUUAUACGAAUUCACUGGAAUGCCCCUACUUAAGUAGAUAUAACUACAAGUAUGAGCGGAAGAAGAAGAGAAUUUUCUUGGCCGUGAGGAAAGGUGUGUUCUUCAAGAUGUUUACAUGCGGUGGUGAGAAGCCGAUUGUGCAUAAAUUAGAAGAUUACUAUUGGGAGGAGAUCAAUAGUACUAAACUUGAUGGAUUGACAAUAUUUACGAGUCUUUAUUCCUCUGAGACAAGACUUAAUCUCCCAUGGAUGAGGAACAGUGUUUACUUUCCAAGGCUUCGUUUUAAUGUCAAGCGUUGUGACCCGUAUUCGUUUGACGAAGAGAGGUAUUAUCCUCGUAAGCAGUGGCAAGAACAGGAGGAUUUAUGUUAA